AUGGAAGCACGAAAACCCCUCUAUGCAGGGAAUAUUCUCGCUCUAGAAUAUUCUCUAGAAUAUGCUAGAGUGGAUAGAUUAAGCCUUUUUUCUGGGCUAGGGUUCUUCGCAAUAGGAUAUCCAAAUGGCGGCAGCGUCGAUCGCUUCGAGAUCACAGCCAGGAAUGGUGUCGAGUUCGAGCGCAAGAUCACGGCUGACAAUCAGAUCCUCAAGUUCAGCUUCCUCAAACCCUCCGAUCCCUACCACGCGUAUUACCAGCACAAAAUCUCGGAAGCGAAGAGCUCCGGCGCUCCAUCUUCGAUCACAGCUGCUGUGCAAGCUCAAUCCAAGCCACCGCCGUUGGAGGAUCAUCCAUCCUCGCGAAAGUUUCAUACUCUCCUGCAAGAUCUGCAGAGCACCGAGCCUUCCAAGGUGGUGGAGCUGCAAGAGCCGGAGCCGGAGGAGUUCCUUCUCGAUUUCCCCGAGGGUCUCUCUGCAAAGGACGUAGACAUCAUCAAGCUCACGGCGAUCUUCGCGGCUAGACAUGGCGGCGAGUUUCUUACCGGACUGGCAAGCAGGGAACACUACAACCUCCAGUUUAGCUUCCUCAAACCGGAGAGUAGCUUGCACAAGAUCUUCAAGGGCUUGUGCCACUCGUACUCCAAGUUGCUGGAAGCUCCCACGGCGCUGAUCGACAAGCUCAAGCGAGAGCUGGACAAGAGCGUUAUCCUGGAGCGGUGCCUCCACCGUGCCGAAUGGGAGAAAUCGCAAAAGAAGUUGAGGGACGAGGCCGAGGAAGACGAUGAGCGGAUGAACAGCAUCGACUGGCAUGAGUUUGUGGUGGUGGAGACGAUCCAGUUCGUGGACGAGGAGGACGCUGCGUUGCCGUCUCCGGUGACGCAGAUGGACGUGAUCAGACGCAAGGAGGUGAUCGAUAUCACGUUGCCUGAGGAUCAUUUCCCCGACGAGGGGAGAACAAAUGGCGAGGACUUUUUCCAAGUGAUUGUCCCGGCGGGCGAAGAGCCACCAAUGACGAUUGUGAGGAACUGGAAGAGGCCCGAGGAGAUGAUCGAGAUGGGCGAUAAGUAUGCGCAUACCAAGAUGGUCAUCUGUCCGAUAACUUCAGAGUUGAUACCCGUGAGCGAGAUGGAGGAACACAUGAGGAUCUCGCUCAUCCAUCCCAAGUUCAAGGAGGAGAAGGAAAGGAUGAUGAGCAAGCGGAGAAACUUGGGCACGCUUGCCAGCGACGAGGAGAUCGCGCGAAACGUCAUGAGCUUGGCUCCAGCGAGGCCUGAUCUGUUUGGAACCACAGAGGAGGAAGUGGCCAAUGCUGUGAUGAGUGUGAAAAAGAAAGAGGAGCCACCAUCACCACUUUCUCUUGAACCCGAGCUAAAGAGAAUGAAAGUAUGGUAACCUGGAUCUUUUAAAAAAUUCGAGCUAAAGUGAACUGUUCAA
Selaginella moellendorffii is the source of this 1434-nucleotide messenger RNA. RefSeq names its product probable splicing factor 3A subunit 1. The transcript is spliced from 2 exons. Gene Ontology annotation, molecular function: RNA binding. The coding region runs from base 1 to 1392 and encodes 463 amino acids. The record is from RefSeq and is a predicted model, not a curated record. Lineage: Eukaryota; Viridiplantae; Streptophyta; Lycopodiopsida; Selaginellales; Selaginellaceae. Gene Ontology annotation, cellular component: U2 snRNP; catalytic step 2 spliceosome; U2-type prespliceosome. Gene Ontology annotation, biological process: regulation of alternative mRNA splicing, via spliceosome; mRNA cis splicing, via spliceosome.